AUGGAAAUAGAAUUUAAUAAGAAAAAUAAUAAUCAAAAUAUAAUGCUAAAAUCUCUUCGUAAAUACUGUAUAUGUCUUCCAAGAAAGAGCUCCAAUGAAAUGAAAAUUUUUAGUAUCCUUCUAUUGGGAUUAUCAAAUUCUGGUAAAACAGAAAUCGGACACAAAUUAGUAUAUGAGAGAAGAAAAGAUUUUGCAUCAACAAAUGGUGUAAGAAGAUUUACAAAAUGCAAUCGGUAUAUACUAUGGAAUAUUACAGAAAUUGGGGGCAGUGUUGAUAUGCAAAGAAUAUGGCAUUACUAUUUUGUAAAGACAAUGGGAGUAAUAUUUGCAAUCGAUUUAUCAGAUAUAAAAAAUUUGCCAAAUGGUUUCAAAAAAUUAGAAGAAAUAGUUCGUCAUAAAUUUAUACAAGGAAAACCAAUUUUAAUUCUUUUAACAAAAUCCGAUUUAGCUGUAGGAACAAAUAUCAGUAUUUCAGAUAUUGAAGAAUUUUAUAAUUUAGAAAAUUUAGCAAACCGAUAUAAAUGUCCAAUGUUGCUAGAAGAAUUUAGUUUAGAUGAUGAUACUGGAUUUACAAAAGGAAUUCAAUGGCUAGAUAGUGUAAUCGAAUUUAAUUAUAAAAUUUUAAAGAAUCGAAUAAAAUUUGAUACAAACGUUCAGAGUUUAAUACAGAAUGAUAGCUUUAGAAAAUGGCUUCCUAGACCAUUUAGUGCACCGCCAUUAAGAAAAUCUAAAAUAAAAAAAGUUAGACCAAGAUCAAAGUUAUUUCAAAUAUCAAAUGAUGUGCAACAACCUGAAAUUCAAAAUAAUUCUACCCUAUUCUCCGAAAUUAAAAAUACUGAAAAAAAAUUAAAAAAUGGAAGAAGUAUUGAAUUAAACAAUGUGAACGGUGAUGUAAUAAAUACAAAAGAAGGAUUUAGCCAAAAAAUAGAUUAUAAAGUCUUCAAAAAUAAUAAAGUGGCAGAUAGUGGUAAUCACAAAAUCGAUAUAGUUCACGACGAUAUUGAAAAUAAAAAUAAAAGUUAG
Condylostylus longicornis is the source of this 1023-nucleotide messenger RNA. RefSeq names its product ADP-ribosylation factor-like protein 13B. The record is from RefSeq and is a predicted model, not a curated record. Gene Ontology annotation, biological process: non-motile cilium assembly; receptor localization to non-motile cilium. The coding region runs from base 1 to 1023 and encodes 340 amino acids. Gene Ontology annotation, molecular function: GTPase activity; GTP binding. Gene Ontology annotation, cellular component: ciliary membrane; non-motile cilium. The transcript is spliced from 4 exons. NCBI's taxonomy places the organism in Eukaryota, Metazoa, Arthropoda, Insecta, Diptera, Dolichopodidae.